Molecule: messenger RNA, 2268 nt
Organism: Adineta ricciae
Lineage: Eukaryota; Metazoa; Rotifera; Eurotatoria; Adinetida; Adinetidae
Source: the annotation of a GenBank genome assembly
AUGGAUUCACUGCUCGAUCAAGUUAACACUUUUGUUAAUCGAAAGGUUCUACCACGUGUAGAAUAUUUUGAUAAGAACAAUAUCUAUCCAACGGAAUUAAUUAAUAUAAUGAAAUCAAUUGGCUUAUUUGGUUUGACUAUACCGAAGAGGUAUUCUGGUUUAGAAGCUGAUAUGAUAACACGUGUUAAAGUGAUAGAAGAAUUAUCUAGUGGAUGGCUUAGUUUGUGUUCACUUCUGGAUAGUCAUUUGCGUGUUUGUGAUUAUAUAGUUCAUUUCGGAACUGAUGAACAGAAAGAUAACUUCCUACCAUUAUUAGCUAAAGGAAAACUAGUUGCUGCACACGCAAAUAAUGAGAAGAAUAUGAAAAAUCUAGAACAUUUAGAAACAUGCUUGGUAAUGGUCGAUGGUUCGUUAGAAAAAUGGUCAUUAUCAGGUAGAAAAGAGUGGAUUAGUAAUGCCGUACAUGCCGAUAUAUUUGCUGUAUCAGCUCGCAUCGUAAAACAAGACGAUAUCUUGAAAUCUAUAAGCUCAUGUGUUGUACUCGUUCAAAAGGACCAAAACGGAUUGAAAAUUGAGAAGGACUGGCAUCGUAUGGGUGUGAAGGGUGUCAGUUUAGCAGCCGUUACAUUUAACAAGUGUUUGAUUGAAUCAAAAGAUAUUGUUGGCCAUUUUCAUUAUGAUGGAAAAACGAUUGUUGACUCAUCUCAACAAAAGCUGGCAUUGGUAUCGUCAGCACGUUCUAUUGGAAUUUGCAAACGAUUGAUACAGACAUGUGCAUCAUAUUUGUGGCAAAGAACUCGAAAUGGUAUUAUUGGAAGUUUAACACAGGAACCUGUCGUUUGCAUGAGAUUUGGAGAACUAAUCACGAAGUUCCAAGCCGCUUUAGCUUUAUUUAAUGAUUGUUGUGCGAAUAUUGAUUCGACCGAUAGAACAAAAUUUAUUUCGUGCAAAUCUUUUGUCACAGGAAUUAGUAAAGACAUUGCUGUAUCAUGUGUUCAACUAUUUGGUGCUGCUGGCUACACAUCGGAGUACGGAAUUGAAAGAUUGACACGUGACGCUCUAUCAUUAACAAUAAUUCAUUCUCCGGCAGAUAUUUCACUUACUCAGCUUGGACAAAUGUCGUUAGAGAAUUAUAAACUAAAAGAGCAAAAUCCGUCAAGUAUCCUUUUACAUUAUGCUCCACAAGUUCUGGCUAAUAUGAAACGAGAGUUUCUACUCAGAGCAACAUUAGAAGAGCAGGAAAGAAUAGUCAAUAUCGGCAGUUAUCGUGAUAGUAAUAUCAAACUAUAUCUUUAUGAUAUGACUACAAUGAAUCCAAGUGCAUCAUUCAAAGACUUUCUUGGUUGCUUAACAUUUGCUCACUGUUUACAAAAUGAUAUAAAAUGUAUAUGCGCGCAGUCAUCUGGAAAUACUGCAAUGUCUUUCAUUCAUUAUGCGAGAAAAGUUUCCUCCAUUAAGCUUAUACAAUUUUAUCUGACUCGAAAUUCAUAUAAAAUAAAUUCGACAGUUGUACCAGACAACGUUAUAUUAGUAGAAGUUAACUCCACCGAAGCCGACAUGAAACUUAUAUUGGCACGUUUUUCAAAACUAACUGGUAUACCCUGUAUGCCGAAUUUCAAUAUACAGUGUGAUGCCAAUAAAACAAGAGCCUAUUUUAUUAAAGACUAUUGUGUUGAGAAUAAUAUUAAUUUUAACUGGUACGUACAAUCAUUAUCGAGCGCUUAUGGUCCAAUUGGUUUAUACCAAGGUUUCUCAGACAUUGGACAGCAGGUAAAACCACCCAAGCUUCUUGGUAUACAACAAGAAGCUGUCUGUCCAUUUGCACGUGCACUUGGCUAUUGGAAUGAUGCUACCGAUGAUAAACACGAUAAUGUUGCAGUAGUUGAACCAACACUAUUUCGUAGCGAUCCUGGUGAGCUGAUUAACAAAGUCAAAAACAUAUUAGAUACACAUGGUGGAAAAAUUAAAGUUCUGACGAACAACAAAUUUCAACAGUAUAUAGAUGAGGCUAUCCAUCUUUUAGAACUGCACAAGAUUCAUAUCACAAGACUCGCAGAUGGAGGUAUACUCGAAAAAGCAGGACUUUUAUCGCUGGCGGCAACAAUGCAUGAAAUUGAUGAACACAAUUCUGGAGCUUUUUCAGCGAAUGAAGCUAUUCUUAUCGGUAUUACCGGCGGAACAGGGUGUCCAGCAACACAGAAGCCAAAACCAAAAAUGGUAUUAAAUGGAAACCCGACUGACGAACAACUAAUGCUUAUAUUAGAAUAA